Messenger RNA from Toxoplasma gondii ME49, 9647 nucleotides. RefSeq lists its product as hypothetical. The transcript has 5 exons. Lineage: Eukaryota; Apicomplexa; Conoidasida; Eucoccidiorida; Sarcocystidae. The record is from RefSeq and is a predicted model, not a curated record. The coding region runs from base 1139 to 9397 and encodes 2752 amino acids.
GACCAACUCGCUCUCUCCGCCGGUCACUCCGUCUCACCGCCAACAAGUUCCUCGGUGUGUCUUGUCCUAGCACUGCAAAUCUGUGUUUCGCGAUCACGUGUUUUUCGGGACACACGCUCGCAUUCUCGUCAUCCCAGACACGUCUGCGUCUGGACUGUGACGUCUAAAGUCUCUGGACACUUAUUGAUUCGCAGCCACGCCAAACUCUUCUUUUCAUGCCGUGCAUCCCCUGGCGUUGAAACAGGGCAGCAGCGUCUCGAGUUUGACAGAGAAAACCAGCGGCCGCUGUGCCUCGUGUUUCGCUGGCUUCCCUUCCCUUUUUUUCUAUGUCCAGCUAUCUUCUGGACAAAAACUUCCUCCCGCACCAUUUGCUAUUUCGCUGGCAGGUGCCUUCUCAUUUUUCGGUGGCAGCACAGACUCCAUCAUCUUUGGUCCUGCGCGUUGGCGCCGACCGACAACCGAUGCGUCCACAACGCCGCAGCCAUUGCGUACGCGUCUGGUGUAUCGGGAUUCCCUCUUCACGAAAGUAUAAGUAAAGGAAAGCUAAAAGCGAACCUGUGAGAUACACCUGGGUUCCGUUUAGCUAUGGAAAUCACCCUGCUGACCAAGACAUCAGUGUAGCUUGUGCGCGGAUCAAGCAGGCACCGGUGCUAGGCCUUCGUGACUUUGGCAACUCGUGCGUUUCGGUAUUUUGCAUUCUCCAUUUGGAACGACGAAAAAGUGUAGCAUCGCAUACAAAAAACAAAAGACAAAGCAACAGAUCCGCCUCCCGUGAGUCAUCCGGGGCCAUUUUGCCCAUCUCUCGGCACUCACGCUUAUCGUCCUUACGGAGCUAUGAGCUACCCACCCGUUAGGGGUUGUCUUCAAUCUGACCUGCGAAACUGCCUGUUGACCCGAUUAGGUCUCUCAUCUCCUUAAACUUUCCGUGUCCUGGUUUCGAUUAUUUGCCGGCGGUGCCUCGUGGUGGAAAACCCUCUACAGAUCCGCAAGAAGACACACAAGCCUGAAGUGAGAAUCCACUUCGCUGGAUGCCUGAGUUCUUCGCGGCUGACGCCUCAGUCUCAGUUUUUUUAUAGGAGACUCAAUACUUUUCACAGGAGAGAGAUGCAAGAGGGCAGAGGGGCGACCACAGACGGAAAUGGCCGACGAAGACAGUGCCUCGCUUGCCGCCUGGGAGGUGGUGGGAACCGAGAGCAGCCAACCUGGGCGUUUACUUCAAAGUGAAGGAUCUGCUGAAGCGCCCGCGCUCCUUCCGCAGAACCAUAUUUUUCGUUUCACCGAACAAGAUGGGGAAGACUCUCCCCGGUUCCAGUCCUGUGUCCCGGCCGAAUCUGGAGCGGUGACCGCGCCCUUCUCGCCUUUUUUCGAAGUGCCGCAUUCCCCGCAAGCCCGUUUGCAGCCCGACUCUGGCUCGCUGCUCCGCGUGGACGCGAAGCAAAUUCCUCAGUUCCUCGUCACGCGGCGGGUUCAGGGCGCCGAAGGCGACGGGGGAAAAAGUGAGGGAAAGCCUCCGCAACAAACAGAGAAUCCAACCCAGGACCAGGAGAAAAGGGAAGGCGUACAGGAGAAUGGAGCUCGCGUCGACCAGAGUGCGACAGAGGCGCCGCAGAAAGACACCACAGAACCGGCACAACCCGAUGCCAGACAAGAUUUCCGGGCAGACGCCGAACUGGCUUCUUCUGCUGAAGGAACCGGCCCUCCCUUGGUGCGGGACCCUAAAAUCCCACCCGCCGACUUGUGCGCUAUGUUCGCGAAUCUCUCUCUGAACCACGUGGACGAAUCCCCGUGUGUUUGUGAAACCUCGGUGAUAACGCGCUCGCGACUCACCUCCGGCAACAGAGUCGCCUCUGACAUUCCAGCCUGUUCCGACAGACAGGCUUCUGGACAAAGCGAGUCAAGUGUGUCGAGUGGCGUUGAACGGAGUUGCCACGCACGUACGCGGCUGCACACAGAGGAUCUUACGGAGGCCUUUGCAGAACUCGGGAACGCAACCUCUGCAGCGGGGCACGAACACCCGCACGGAUCGCCAGUACGCACAUCUGAAAACGUACCGACUUGGGCUGUUUCCCCAGACCCUGACCUUUCUCCCGCCGCUUCGCCUGAAGGCGGCCACCAUGCAAUUCUGUCGCAUAAGCUGGUCGCUCCUCCACUUCAUGUGCGUAGUCUGUCGAGGGAAGAGGUCCCCCUUGUCUCAGUGGGGAUAGAUUUCGCUGAAGAAAAAGAGACCGCGGUGGUGCCUGUAGGCCUGCGAACACCGAGUAGCUUCUCUGGGAGCGUCUCCCAGCAGCACAGGCCAGGCGCCUUCUUGAUGCGGCCUGAAGAGGUUCCGCUCUUUGAUACGCACAUCAACUCGCUUGAUGACUUUGUACAUGUCGUGGAGCAAAAGGAGCAAGAGGAAGAGGCCACACGCGCCUGUCUCUGCAGCGCGUCGGAGGGCGAAGCCGAAGGCGACACGUCGGUACUACAGCUCGACGACAAGCUCCUCCCUUGUACCUUGUGCAAAAGGAGCUUUGCCGCUUGGAGACUGCCGCGACAUGCCCAGGCGUGCUCGCGUGCGAGAGAUGCGCGACUGGCUUUUCUGCGUCGGCAACGCCUCCAGAACCCUCGAGCCUCGAAAAUUGUGGGCACCUCCAAUCCAGAAUGUGUCUCCCUGCAUGCGCAUGCCAAGAAAGCAAGAAGCAGUGGCUCUGUCGCCCCCGCGGGACCGCAGAGAGCCGCGCAAUCAGAGGCGCCUCCGUUGUCCAUAGAGCCGAUCGACGCAGAAGCUUCGGGAGAUCCGACCGUCUCAUGGCGCGCAAAUCCGACGCUUGUGGAGGCCAUCAGGCAGCUGCAAAGCCCCCGCGGGAACGACGCCAGGGAGCUAGAGAAGGAAGCUGCAAGGGCGGGGGAAAAUGAUCCCGAUAUUCGUGAAGGUUAUCAAGGCCUCUUGGACACUGAGCUAGUGCUCCCGGUGGAGAAAGCACCUGAAGCAUCUAAGACGCAGGCAGACGCCGAAGACGGCGCACACAAUCCGGCCACUGUGAAAGAAGAAGCAGAAAAAACCGGCCCAGACCCCGAGCGUGCAUCGUUCGAAACAGACUCGUUGCUGGCCGACGCGACUGUCGCGGAGUUGGAAGGUCCGGCAGUGACUAUCGCAGGCGUCGGCAACUGCCUCUGUGCGUCGGUCUCGUCCGCCCUCUUCGCUUCUGGAGAGACUUCUCUCUCAGUUUCCCGCAGAGAAGAAGCCACAACAGAGGACAGCCUCAUUGCGGCAGAUGUGCGCUUGCAAGGCAAACCUGGAAAGACCGAAGAGCUUCUUCGCCAGGACCCGGAGGAAAUCGUCCUCGCGGAGUCAGCGCGCUCGCUCCCUCCAGACACGGGGAGGUCCGGUCCCGUGGCACUGACUAUCUUCGCCCGUUCCUCGCCUUCCCCGUCCGCCUCGGUUUCUUCCGAAGACGAGAACGAAGCCCCGGAAUCCCCCCGAUUCCUCGAGAGACUCUCCCACUCUGGCGCGUCGAAUCAAACUGGGGAGGAAGUGAAUUCCGCUGAGGAGCGGUUUCUUGAACCAGGGAUGAAUGCAGUGACGCCUGUGGCCGCUGUGUCUCUGACGCAUUGUCUCGACGUCCAGGCCACACUCUCUGCUUUGCCGCUUCCCUGGGAGCUGGAGGGUGAGCGGUGGGAACCUGAAGAGCUGGAGACGAAGGUCUGCACAGAGGAAGACGAGACGGAUCUCGCGGCUCUUCAUUCGCCUAAGAUGCAUGCAGAUGAGGGCCAUUCUCCCUCUCGCAGAGGCUCCCCGGCAAAAGUCGUGUGCUGCUCAUCCCACAGCUGCAGUCCGCCUUCUCCACGGUCGCCAUCGGUCGCUUCGCGCCAGGACUCUCAGUCCGCCUCCGCUGCGCCCAAAGCCGGGAAGACCGCGCCGGAGAAGCCACGCACGGGUGUUGGGUCUGUCGCCCUCAGACGGAGAGAAGCGGUAAAGAGGGGAGAGGCUUCACCGAAUCCUUUUGCUUGUGCAGAGGAGUCUGUCCAGAAAAAGAGUUUCAAACAAAAGGCCGCAGCCCUCGCGACUCCGCGCACGCAGAAGCCGGCGGCUCACGUCUAUUCGUACAACCCGACACCACAGACGGCGAAGAAAGACGGCUUGAAGAGUGUUCGUCCCGAAGAUCGAUGGAAGCUCCAACCUACAGCUACCUGCCCCUUCUGUUCGAGGAGUUUCUGCGUCAAAAGGUUCGAGGGCCACGUGCAAGUCUGCGAGCGUCUGCGCUUCACAAGGCCCACGGUGGCGAAGAAAGCGCCGGAGGCGAAGACCGUCGAACAUAAGAAGGAGGGCGUUGUGUCGCAACCCGCCAAGCGCAUUCCAAUUUGGAUGCGGGGAACAGUCGCGAGGGGAAAGGGCGAAGAGAAGCCGGAGAGCAAGCGAUCUGUCUCCGCGGCAGCGAGACGCCCAGGGGUUUCCGCAGAGAAGGACGCGGAAGAGCGUCGCGACUCCCAGAAGGACGAAGAGAGAGACAGGCCGGGGGCUCUGCCGGUGACGGCGAGGUCCGACCAACCGGACGGAACCGAGCACGAGGGGAAAAGGCGUCCCGCGAAAGCAGAUCCCCAGGAAAGAAACAGCCUCAAGACAGAGCAAGACUCCAAAGCAGGGCGACUCUCCUGUGGCAGGGUGGAGCGCCCUGGUACCAACGACCGCGGGGAGAAGAACGCUGGCCAGACAGGAAGGGUCGGACAGUCGCAGGCAAGACGACAUGAGGCCGCUGCAUUCGAGAAGGCCAGAGACGACAGUUUGCCUUCGCUGGGUAUCGAAAUGAAGCGUGAAGCUUCCCUUUUUCUUGUCCCCGUCCAGCAAAGCGAGGUGUCUGUGUCUCCAUCGUCAACUACAGCGUUGAGUGAGGCCCUCCUACAGAUAGCCUCGGCGCACCGGGCGGCGGAAGCGCGGGCAGACGAUCAGAGGAGACACGAGAGCGGCGAAAGCCGCGUUGCAGGUCAGCGUUUAUCUUCAGGCCUCAUCAAAGACUUGGUUUUUCAGCUCGUGGUGAUGGGAAUACAGGCGACUGAGGCGGAGCGCGCCGCAGAGGAAGAGGCCCGGCGUCAGUCGAGGUCGCACGAGAGUCCCUUCGUCUCCGGUUCUCGGGCUGCUCCAGGUCUCUUGGGGUGGAAAGAUCUCCUCUCUGACGUGGGUGGCGCCUCGCACGUUCAGGAGCCACAGACAGACAGCGAAGCGGGCGAGGCAGGGAGGCAGUCUUCCGUCGGAUGGAUCCACGAAAAAACGGAGAGGAGAAGCCUCGAGGGCGGUCAGAAGCUUGUGGCGCCUCCGACAACGUGUAUAUCUUUGGAGAGCCGGGAGGCAGGGAGGCAAACCUCGGUGCCGGACUCCGGUGCCUCGGGGCAGGACCGAUGGGUUUCGCGGGAAGCCCAGGAACCGGAGAGAGACGGCGGAUGCACAGAAUUGAACAGUUUGCCUUGGGGAAUGCUGCCGCGGGAGCGUUUCCCGCGUCGGACUUCGGAUCUGAGAGAUGUGGUUUCUCGAGCAGAACUCGACAGUCACUCGUGCGCAUCGCCCGUAUGCUGCGAGGUGCGCCUUGCAGGGAGUUCCAGCGGCUACAGUGUCGCCAGUCUCGUCGACGACAGUGCGUCGGAGACACCGAGAGAUGCAGAAAGCGAAGACGAGGUGGGGGGGCUGGUCGGGUUUCCUCACUGCCAAUCCCGCGGGCCUGCAGUCGAGGCGCUGGUCCUAGAUGACGGCCUAGCCCGAAAGCAGGGUGUGAAAGAAGGAAGAGGCAAGGCGGAUGUUUGUCAGAACGAAGGACGAACGCGGGGCACAAGCAGAGAGCAAGUGCGAGAGGAUUUAACGGUUGUUCAGAGGCAUGCAAGUCGCCGCACACAUCAGGGCCACGUGGGAGCGCCCACAUCGCGCCUGGAGUCGCGGGAACUUUCGCUGCCCCUCUCGCAUUCCAGCGGAGAAGACACAGACGUUGUGCUGCCUGGCCCGGACCUCGUCCAGGAGUGUUCCAAGAGCGCCCUCAAGGACCUCAUUCGCCGGUCACGAAGGCUGCUCAAGCAGGACCGGGGGCUGGAUCCGCCGGCUAAUUCUCAGGUCGAGAGCAGACACACGUCGAGAGACGAAAGGAAUACUGAGCGACAAUGUGCGAAAGGAGGCGAGUUCAGGACUUGCAGACUUCCAGGAAGGAAUCUAGGUUUACCUAGGCAGCCCUGCGGCGCUGCAGGCCACGGGAACCUGUCGGAAGAAGGCGGUGGCCGUAAGUCCGCCCGGCCCUUCACAGGUGGAGUGGAAGACGGGAGUGAAGCUUGUCUCGCAGUCGCACACUCUUCUCAGUUUCAGCGGCGGAGUAAGAAUGGCGUCAGGAAAGAUUUCGAGGUUCCAAGAGCAAGUGAAAGUCGACUUAUACGUGCUGUCGACGGAGACAGACAAGUGCGUGCGGUCAGCGCAGACUCGGAACGAAGAUGUGUCUCAGAAGCAGACAGAAGGAUGGUAGCUCGGAGCACACAGAAGUGCAACUCGAACGUAAGUCAUCGGCUGGGUGUAUCUUUGCCCAGAUCCUCUGGUGGAUCGCUCGUGAGGGUCCACGGGGAGGAGGAGAAAGAAGGGAGCGAAGUAUCGUGUUUCGCUCGGAGGCAUGCCAAUGUUUCCUCAAGACAAACAGCGUCUUGGAUCGGCGGUGGGGCAAGGCACGGAAGCUCGAGCCGGCUCGAAACGCGGCAGCUUCAAGAGGAGUUCUUGUCUACCUCCCGAGGAGUGCAUCCGUCUUUCCCAGGGCCCCCUCCGCUGUUUUCUUCUUCUCGCGACGCCGUCAGCGCAGCUCCUGCCGCCCCGUCUUCUGGUGUAUGCAGUCAGUUGGAAAGCUGCUUUUCUUUUAGCGAAGCUCGAUACACAACCCCGACAGGGAGUGUGUCUUUUGAAGUGGAACGUCGCAGGAGACGCCCGCGCUCUUGCUUCGCAGAGACCACAGACUUUGCGGCGAGAGAUCGGCCCGGGUCGCCUCCUCAGUUGAGUGCGUGCGUCGACACGCGAGUGAAGCGGGACGCAGACGAAGAGGCGCAUUUCUGUGAGAACGGCCGAAGUGCAAGACGAGAGGUGGAACGGCAGUCCUCUGGAACCUCGCGCUCCGCCUCCACGUGGAGCCGGCAAUCCUCUAGCGCGGCGCGUUGCUCUUCUGUUUCGUCCUAUCCUGGUGAUGGCUCUCGCCCUCGAAGUUUCGUGGAGAGUCAGCCGACCUGUUCAAGUGCCUUCGAGCGCCUCGAGUUUAGCCAGUGCGACAGUCACGCUCUAUGCACUUCCCACAUUUCGUCCAGUUUCCCCGACGAGUCUCAUCAGGCCACCAGCACGCCACGGCUGCAUAGCGGAGAGGCAGGAGAUCGCGCCUGUGUGCGCGAGACUCCCUCUCGGAACACGGCAGGCGCUCCCAGGUUGCGGGGCCCAGGAGUUUUGACCAGCUCGACAGAUGGUCGACCCGAAAGCGGCGUCGCCUUAAGUGGUGAAGAGCAGAAAGAUUCGUUCCUUGGGUCCUCUUGGCACGCUUUUCAGAUUGGAGGAACGGAAGGAUUGUCUCGAGGAACCAGCCUAGUGGCAAGAGGAGUCCUGACGCGAGGCGAAGAACACCUCCUGCGCCCCCCAACUUUGUUGAGGGCGUGUCCGACCUCCAAAGACCAAGCGCAUGAUUGCAUGAUGAGGGUAGCUGCCGAAGAACCUGCCGAUUGGAGCCCAGUGCCUUCCGGAGACGACCGAGUAAACGAGUGGAGUGAAGAGACACACGAGCUCACUUGUUGCUAUCCGGAGACUUUGCCUGGAGACGGCAGUGUAACUUGUGCGGGUCCCAACUUCGUGUGGUGCCGAAACACAGCUGUUCCGCAGCCGUAUCAACCACCACAACUGGGAGGCAGGGGCCAUCCUAGAGACGAGAGAACAGUGCGAGAACUCGUCGCAGACCAAUCUGUCACCCGAGAUGAAGUCUCUCGCGGUCGUGCGUUGGGAACCUCACUUGUCCGGACGAUGCCGGGCGCUAGUCAAGUCACGCAGGUUGUGAGAGAAGGAGGUACUCAAAAAGAAGUCCAGCUGGGGAGCGUGUUAGGGGCUGUCUCGGUUUCUGUGCAGGAAGGCGUGGAAUCCAUCAAGGCGUCUUGUCAAGAGGAACACCCAGGUGUUGGACAUUUCCCGGUGUACCCCGAACAGAAGAUACGCCAGGUGGAGACCAGGCAAGGUUCUACUCAUGCCGCCUCCCUUAACCAGCCUUCUGCCUUUCUUCCUAUAACGGCGCCUGCUGGGUCCGCCGUCCCUCAGCUCUGGCAGGCUCAGCCAAUGUAUGCGAGUUUGCUUCCAACGCUUCCCGCCGAGAACGGCGCCUCUGUCGGUGUAUACUCCGGAUCCCGAAGAAUGUCUGUAGCAGAGGCCGAAGCGGAAAGCGGGGUUCUGCCGUUUUGUGUUCCCCAACAUGUAGUCCAAGUUCCAUCCCAGCCUCAGGUCGCUGUCGUCUCAUCUGGAAGGGUUGCUAGACCGGGUGAGGCUGUUCCGGCACCAGGAGCCGGAGGGCUUCGUGUUACCAGUGCCCAAGUCUCCGAAGGUGUUCCAGUCGUGCACUGGGAAAUAAAUUUGAAGACAGGACAGUGGCGAAGCCAGAGCGCCGGAACGCGACGGGAAUCAGCAUCAUCCUCUGUCCGAGGGUUUUCUGCGCGCCACGCCGCGGGGUCCAUCCCGAUUUCAAGGAUGCCUGAACGGCAUGCGGCGAGGCUCCCCGGCAUAGAGGGUCGUCCAUUUGGCGUGGGGCUUGAGAGAAGCGAGGCAGACAGUUGGUGGGAAAACGCAGGAAACUGUGGAACGCUCCAGCCCGUGUCCUCCCAUUCAGGGAAGCAGCAGGGAGUGUUUGUGCCAGUCGGGCCGCAGACUUCGCUUGCCUUCAUUCGUGCCGUCAAUUCGGGGAUCGUUGCUCCGACAACUCACUCGCAGGAACCGUCUCCGCUUCAGCGCCAACUGCAGCAGCGCCUGCUGGCGUCGAAGAGCAACCGCUGGGACGUCUCAGCUUCGAGGAGACCGCCGAGAGUGGAGGAGACGGGGACCGGGAGAUCUAGCGUGUGGGGGGUACAAAAUCUCGCAGUUGGCGAGAGGGACCUGCAUCACCAGAAGGAUCAUUUUCAGAAUUGUAGUCUUUCGCUGGUUUCACAGCCGAUCGUGGGUGGAAAGGCAACGGGGGAGUUCCCACCACCGACGCAGUGGCAGUCAGGCGCCCGCUUUGCCGGUGGGCCGGUGAAUGCAGUCGUGACGGGAACUGCGUUGCCUCAGACUUCGCAAGAUGCCAUGCGAAACAAACAGAAAACACCUUGGUAUGAGACAGAGAGUCCGAAAGUGUUGAAUUGGGGCGGGGCAAGGCUUUGUGCUAGUCGCCGGUUGUUCUCGGCAGAAAAUUAAUUUCCGGGUUUAGCGGACCUGGUUCAGGUAUACCCUCCGAUACAGAACUGAAAGAUUUAUUUUCACGCUCAAGCUGUACUCGUUGUCGGCACAGGGCUGCGGAGUAGUGGGCCUCGUUGAAAUGUUGACGGUUUUUCAAAAGUCAUCAGGUUAACUCAGGAAGUCCUCCUAGAGUCUCUCCGUAUGCCUCUCCGACUGACGUGUGUAACGGAACGCCCGCUUUUCGUAGCCCUUGAAAUCAUGUCAAAGC